AUGCCGAAAAUAAAGGAUUACCUGUUACUUGCUUUAAUACCAAUAUACAUUACACCAACAUUAUCAGCAACGACAACUAUUUCUACUAGCAUUGUCUCUCAAGUGACAUCUACUGGAUCUUCUGCAGUUGCGGAAACGACUACCACUCCCAUUACUACCACUCAACCGACAUCUACUGGGUCUUCUACAGUAGAAGGAACGACCACUACUACCACUCAGGCGACAUCUACCGGGUCUUCUACAGUUGUAGGAACCACCAUCACUUCAGGUGGCUGUAAAAUUGAUGUUUUAUACGUCAUUGAACGACAGUAUGACACAAGAAACUACAUAGAUGACAUCAACGGCUUCUUUGCUAUACUCACCGAGGGACUUAAAAAUGCUACAUCGGAAAUGGAUCUGAAAGUUGGCUUCUUGACGUAUGAUUAUGACGUAGACCACGAGAGAGCUUUUACAAACAAUCUAACGCAGGUGAAACUCGAGAUUGAGAAUAUUCAAAAAUCGUAUUCUUCUUCUAAUUAUGCUAAAAAGGCACUAGAGUAUGCAUACUACGAGUUUGUGAAGCUACAGAAUGGAAAACGUUCUGAUGCUUACACAUACUACGUGUUGCUAAGUGCCGAAAUAAGCAGCAGUUAUCCGGCGGCGGGCGUAGGAUCACUCAUCAGAAUGUCCAAUAAAAACAGAUUGUUUGCAGUCGGUUGGCUACCCGGUUCUAGCUUGGAAAGUGAUCUGCUUGCCGCUGUCGGAGACAGUGAAAACUAUUUUGCUAUUUACAGUAUCAGCAACGACCUUUUCCCUAAAAGACAGGCACUUCUGGAAAAGAUCCUUACAUGUCCUUCCACCACAUCAACACCUGUAUUACCAAACUGUAAGCUUGAUGUGGCAUUCAUAGUGGACAACUCGCGUUACACAGACGCAAAGUACACAUCAACAUUUAUCACUGAAGUCUUAGAUGGUGUGGAUAUGUCUGCAGGCAAGGUACGAAUAGCAGUUGUAACAUAUACAUCAACAGCAGUGACCUUAUUUGAUCUAAACGCACACAACUCAUCUGAUGACCUUCGCCAGGCCGUGGAGAACAUGCCAGCAACUUCUUCUUAUUCCCAGUAUCUUAACGUUGGUUUGGAACAUGCACGUGAUAGUGUUUUCACCUCAGCCAAUGGAGACAGAGAUGAUGCAUGGAAUUAUUACGUUUUCACCGGAACUUCGUCCUCAAAUACAGAUUCAAUUGGCAGGGAUAUUCGAGCUCUGGGAAAUUCUUACCUGUUUGCUAUGGACAUUGGGACCACGUACGCUCCAGAAUGGAAAGCUACGAUAGAUACAUGUGGAGAUGACUCGAAGUAUAUCUAUAUCUCUGAUGAACAAAAUCUUCCAACCAUCAUAAGUAAUAUCACGUCUCUUAUAACGGCAUGUCCUCAGACUCCCAGCGGAACACCUGCGGCAGUGUCCCCUUUAUGUAAAAUAGACCUAGUAUUCCUCUUGGAUGACACCACUGGCAUGUCAGCCACGGAAUUUGAGGACCAGAAAUCCUUUGUCAUUGACUUGAUGAAGAGAAUCAAUAUUUCCGAUGAUGGUUUCAAAGUAGCUGUAAUGACCUACGGAGACGAUGGCUACAUGGUAUUCUCUCUGGACCGAUACAACACGUCAGCAGAUAUACAAACUGCUAUCCAGAAUAUUGCCCGGGCCAACAGUGUCUAUGGUCGAUCGUAUAGAUAUGCAGACAGAGCCAUAGAGUACGCGUCAGAGAAUGUAUUCUCAAAGAACAAUGGAGAUCGGAUUGAUGCAUUGGAUUACUAUGUCUUUCUGACUCACGGCUAUGAUUACGGUGAUAUAGAAGAUUACGUGCCUGUGCUGACGUCAGAUCCUAACAACGAAGUCUUCAUCUUAGUGAUAGAUUACUCCAGUACCAUGACUUACCGAUCAGCGGUGGACUCGGACCAUUUCUUCUCCUGGCCAUCCUUCACCAGUCUGACCUGCAAUAACCAAAACUUCCUGUCAAACUUCACCAACUGUCCAACGUCCACUCCUACUACUGUUAAUAUCACUACGCCGGAUUGCAAGUUAGACGUCCUAUUUAUAAUUGAAACAAGUUCUUCGUCGAAGGAUGAAAACUUCCUCUUCUUAAAAUACUUCUUUGCUAACCUCGCAUCUCAAAUAAACGUAUCACCAGAUACUGUCAGAAUCGCUGCUAUAACGUACAACAGCGACGAAACAACCAUUUUUCACCUUUCAACGUACUCUACUGCCACUGAGGUCGUUUAUGCACUUAAACAAAUUCCGGAUGAAAAGACUGUGUCAAGCAAUAACAUUGACAACGCCCUCGCUUAUGCCGAGACCAACAUCUUUACAACAGCCAACGGAGAUCGAGCUGAUGCCGACAACUUCUAUGUGUUUUCUGUUGAUGGCAGUCGCUCAGGAACGGCAACUCAGGGGCAACAGAUACGUCAGAAUCCGACCAAUCAUAUUUUUGCUAUAGACAUUAGAAGUGGCUCUUCAUCAGAAUGGAAGAAUACUGUUGGGGAUGAAGAAAAGUAUUUCUAUGCCUCCUCUUACUCCACACUUUCAUCUAUAGAAUCUGACGUUCUCACAGCCAUCACAACAUGCCAGAUAACAACAACAACUACACAAACAACAACCACCACACAGGUCAUUACAACGACACCUGAAGCUACCACGCCAACAGAGACAACUAGCACAACAACAACAGAGGCUACCAAACCAACAGAAUCAACUACCACGACAACAUCUCAGGCUACAGCAUCAACAGAGCCGACAACUACAACUCAGGCUCUUACAUCAACAGAGCCGAAAACUACGGCUCAGGCUACAACAUCAACACAGCCAACAACUUUGACAUCAUCCCAGGUUACCACUCCAACAGAAACAACAAUCACGACAACAUCUCAAGCUUCUAAAACAACACAGCCAACAACUACGACAACUUUUCAAGUAACAACAUCAACAACAACAAGUUCUCAGGGCACCACAACGGCAGAACUGAAAACCACGACUUCUCAAGUACCAAGAUCAACAGAUUCGACAAAGACAGAAACUCAAGGAACAACAGUAACAGAGCUAAAAACCACAUCUCAAGGCACAACAUCAUCAGAGUCAACAACUUUGACAUCACAAAUUACAACAUCAACAACACAAGAAACAACUUCAAUAGGGACAACAACUAAGACAACAUCUCAAGCUACCACAACAACACAGCCAAAAACUGUGACAACAUCCCAAGCUGUCACAUCAACAGUGCCAAUAUCAGUAUCUACUACUUCACUAUUAGAUACUACCACACAAUCAACAACUGGUUCGGCAUCUACAACAACAGUAGCUCAAACUACCACAAAGCCUCCACAAGCAAAAUGUGGGAAAAAAUCAAUGUCGUACACUGAUUUCAAUUCGCUUAAGUCUGGUGUAGACAAUGACGUUGAUAAAAUGUAUUUAUUGGCUGAUGCUACUUUCAUCAUGACUUGCUGCGGGCGGAUCUCAGAAUGGGAGAUCCACCACUCCGUUUCCGGUUAUCUAGAUUUAAUAGUCUGGAGACCGACAGCUGUUGGCAAAUACAAAAUUGUGGGAUUCAAUUCAAUUUUAGUCGACGGAGCCAAUACCACGAAUUUUUCUGUGUUAGAUAAUGAAAGAAUAGCUGUUAUAUCAGGAGAUUUGAUUGGAUGGCGCUGCAUCGCAGAAAAUGUAGUGACGUAUGGAAAUUGUGCAGGAUCCCCGUGGUGUCCGACCAAAACCCGGAAAGCUGUUGGCGUCGGUAAUCUGGCAGCUGGGAUUGAGUUUGACUGGGACAAAGACUCUACCACCCUGUCAGGCGUGGCUUAUGCUGUUAGAUUUACACUAGAAGACAAUACACCUAUCCAGUUCCCAUCACAGAACAUAAGUGUUAGGGAUCAUAUUGAGGCCGGUGGCUAUGUGGCGGAUCUACGUUUGGAGGGCGUGGACUAUAUGGAAGAUGUUACUUAUCAACUCCUACCUGAUGCAAUAGAUCCCAAUCAAACAUGGACAUAUUUCACAGUAAACUCUAAAGGAAGAGUGAGAACUACACGGCGCUUGAUUCAGUCUAGGAACUUAAACAUGUACCAUAUGACAGUAAAUGCUGAGGAUUCUUGUGAUAACAAGGCCACAAUAUUACUCGAGAUCACCACUCAAAACUGGCCUCCCUUCAUACAUUCCCUUCCCAACUCUAUUUCAAUUGAGGAGGACACGCCCCCAAAUAAAAUCAUUUACACGACCAAUGUCACCGACGCAUACGGUGACCCCGUGUGUUGCACUUUGUCCAACACUCACCCACAGACGUUCAACUUUAACGUGACGAAUGACCCUCCCGGCUCCAGCGUGUACCACGUGACGACCACCAGCAUAGCUAAAUUUGUGUACGAUGACUUUAAUUCAUAUCUGGUGUACAUGUGUUGUGAUGAUACUGAGGAUCGGGCCCAGGGAAUUCUGACAGUGAACAUCAAAAAACCAAUCAAAAAGACGGUGUACAAGCCACCACAAUGGUUUUUUACCUCCAUCAUUGCUGCGUUGGUGCCUAUUACCAUUAUCACCUGUUCCGGAUGUGGGCUAUUAUGCCACACUAUGUUUGCAACCUAAUAACUCAUGUAAAGCAACCACAAAAGUUUAUGUAGAAAUACCGCCCUGUAAUGCUCAAAAAGUGUUAUGGAGUCGUGUAACUGAGUAAAAUUGAUAAAUUAUAUAGAGAUUUCGAGUGACCAAAGAAAGU
Saccostrea echinata is the source of this 4726-nucleotide messenger RNA. RefSeq names its product serine-rich adhesin for platelets-like. The transcript has 18 exons. Lineage: Eukaryota; Metazoa; Mollusca; Bivalvia; Ostreida; Ostreidae. Gene Ontology annotation, molecular function: calcium ion binding. The coding region runs from base 1 to 4596 and encodes 1531 amino acids. Gene Ontology annotation, biological process: homophilic cell-cell adhesion. Gene Ontology annotation, cellular component: membrane. The record is from RefSeq and is a predicted model, not a curated record.